CAUAUCUACACUACUGGUACUCUUCAGAGUACAUGUGAGUGCACUUUGACAUCGAGUCCGCAGCGCAUCCAAAGAUCACAUCCCAUUCACAAGACUUGUGGCCAAUUGUCUGCCGCUGCCAUCGGCUGCGGAAGAAUGAUCUGCCUUCGGCAGCCACAGACCGUGGUGAUCGUCGGCGGAGGACCGGCCGGCCUGUCGGCGGCCAUUCGGCUGAAACAGUUGGCCAACAAUAACCAGAAGGAGCUGAGAGUGACUUUGGUGGAGAAGGCCUCGCAAAUUGGUUUGCAUACGCUUUCGGGCGCCUGUAUUGAGACCAAAGCGUUGGACGAAUUGAUACCCGAUUGGAGGGACCGGUCGGCACCGAUCAACACACCGGUCACUAGCGAUGUGUUCCGCUUUCUCACGGAAAAGGCGUCCAUAAAGAUACCGGUAUUGCCGGGAAUGCCUGUCUAUAAUCACGGCAAUUAUGUCGUCCGUUUGGGACAAGUGGUCGAGUGGUUGGGCGCUCAGGCCGAGGAACUCGGUGUCGACAUAUACCCGGGUAUACCCGCGGCUGAGAUACUGUACGACGAGUCGGGAAACGUGUGCGGAAUCGCCACCAAUGAUGUCGGCAUCAAAAAGGACGGCUCGCCAAAGGACUCGUUCGAGAGGGGAAUGGAGUUGAGGGCCAAGUGUACGGUCUUCGCGGAGGGCUGUCACGGAUCGCUGGCCAAACAGCUGUACAAGAAGUUCAAUCUGCGCGACAAAUGCGAGCCCCAGUCGUACGGCAUCGGCCUGAAGGAGGUCUGGGAGACGGAUCCGGCUCUACAUAAACCGGGACGAGUGGAGCACACCGUCGGCUGGCCGUUGGAUAAGGACACGUACGGCGGCUCAUUCCUAUACCACCUGAACGAACCGCAACCCUUGAUUGCCGUCGGGUUUGUCAUUGGACUCGACUAUCAAAAUCCUUAUUUGAGUCCAUUUAAAGAGUUCCAGCGCUUUAAACUACACCCGACUGUCCGGCCGUACUUCGACUCACCGGCGGCCAAACGGAUCGCUUACGGCGCCCGAGCGCUCAAUGAGGGCGGCUUCCAGUCGAUACCGAAGCUGACAUUCCCGGGCGGGUGUCUGGUCGGCGAUAGUCCGGGCUUUUUGAAUAUGCCUAAAAUCAAGGGAACGCAUAACGCCAUGAAGUCGGCGAUGAUAGCGGCCGACACCGUCUACGAGGCGUUCGCCGCCGACAAACUCCACAUCGGAUACGAACCCAAAGAAUACGAACAAAACCUUCGGAACAGUUGGGUGUGGAAAGAGCUUAAAGCGGCCCGUAAUGUGCGGCCAUCCUUUCACACCAAAGCCGGUCUGUACGGCGGGUUGGCCUACACGGGCCUCUUCUACGUGGGCCUCAGAGGGCUGGAGCCGUGGACACUGAAACACGGGCCGCCCGAUCACACCAGUCUCAAGCCGGCCAAACAGUGCGCACCCAUUGAGUACCCGAAACCGGACGGAAAGGUGACGUUUGAUCUGUUGUCGUCGGUGGCGCUGACGGGCACUAACCACGAGGGCGACCAACCGGCGCAUCUCACGCUUAUGGACGAUAGCGUUCCGGUGGCCACCAAUUUGGCCGUUUAUGACGGACCCGAAGGCCGCUUCUGUCCGGCGGGUGUUUAUGAGUUCGUCGCCGACGAGACCAGCCCACCAGUCUUCGAAGUC
Messenger RNA from Medioppia subpectinata, 1689 nucleotides. The record is from the annotation of a GenBank genome assembly. Lineage: Eukaryota; Metazoa; Arthropoda; Arachnida; Sarcoptiformes; Oppiidae.